AUGACCAUCCCUCACUACGGCGUCUGGAUCGCCCAACCAACCCGCUACACCGCCCAAACCGAAGAAGAAGAUCCCAAGUCCCCUCACAUCUACCUCUACUUCAAAGACGAUUCCUCCUCCAGCAAGGACUACGAAGCCGCCAUCAACGUCAAAUCCACCGGCAAAGACUCUCGUCUCGUAUACUGGUUCGACCGGAGCUUCAGCCACCCGAUCACCGAGCAGCUUUCUAAUCUCGAUGAGGGCUUCCACCUCCUCAAAUCCUAUUCCCACCGCAGUCGUCGACACCAAGAAUCCUCCUCCAAGCUGAAGGGCUUGGACUUCAUCCGCACAAAGGGUCUUGUGAAUAUCGAGUCGGGUGCGGUCCUCUCUGAGGCCGACACCGGGCCGCACAAUGCUGUGCUCGAGGCAUUGGAGCCUAUUCUCAAUGAUGCGAUCAGUAAGAAAGCAACGGUGUAUAUCUUUGGGUCGUCGUAUGGGUCAGGGAUCCAUGAUGUUCAUAUGAAUCAGGGGAGUGCGCCGUCAUAUGAGAAUGGAAUUUAUGAGGAUGGGGCGUUGUUGUUUAGUUUCGGGGAUGGGCAUUGGGAGGCGGUGUUUUUGGCGUUUGCGUCGCAGGAGAUUCCGACGGAUGAUAAGGGGGAGCCCGAGGAGGGGAGUAAGACUUUGGCUAGUAUUCUGGGUCAAAUGUUACUGCGAGAGGCAGUGACAUUCGGUACUAGGUUCAUUGCCUAA
Aspergillus niger is the source of this 729-nucleotide messenger RNA. RefSeq lists its product as uncharacterized. The record is from RefSeq and is a predicted model, not a curated record. Lineage: Eukaryota; Fungi; Ascomycota; Eurotiomycetes; Eurotiales; Aspergillaceae. Bases 1 to 729 code for a protein of 242 amino acids. The transcript is spliced from 2 exons.